Molecule: messenger RNA, 5006 nt
Organism: Zophobas morio
Lineage: Eukaryota; Metazoa; Arthropoda; Insecta; Coleoptera; Tenebrionidae
Product: zinc finger protein chinmo-like
Exons: 6
Coding region: 475-1815 (446 amino acids)
Biological process (GO): regulation of transcription by RNA polymerase II
Cellular component (GO): nucleus
Molecular function (GO): protein binding
Source: RefSeq, a predicted model, not a curated record
UUGUAAUAGUGCCGAAAGUGUUUAGUGGUUCGAGUUGAAAAUCCCGCGCUGCACCCCUGCGCCGUUGCCACAUCCUCACGCGCCCUCGCGCCGUCCGCGCUCGCCUUAGCGGCGCGAAUCUCGGCCGGCGCGAAAUCUCGGCCUCGCCUCGCUCUCAUCUCUCCGCAGCGGUCAGCGGCGUAUUUGGGCCAAAUAUUGGCAUUCGUGCAUGACCCAAUUGGGUGUCCCCGAUGCACUGCCGCCAAUGCACCGACCGGUCCGCCAUCGCGGCGGCCGCAACCGUUUCACGCGUGUGCGUGAGUGCGUUGCGAGUUCCGCGUUGAUACCGGCGUGUCGAAAUCUUGCGAAGUGUAAUCGGCCGGUCAGUGCAGUCGCGUUGUUCGUGCGUGCGUGUGUGCCAAUCUGUGAUAAGAUGUGCUGGAUCUAGUUGGCGCGCCAACUCUUGCUCAUAAUAUUUUCCAUUCUGGUGUUGAGAUGGACUCUCAGCAACAACAAUUCUGUUUGAAAUGGAACAGUUUUGGUACAAAUCUUGCAACGUCGUUCAGCAACCUCUUCAAAUCGGAAACUUUGGCCGACGUGACGUUGUUUUGUGACGGAGUGACGUUUAAGGCCCACAAGCUGAUCCUGGCAGCAUGCAGUAAGCACCUGGCGGACCUGUUCGAGACGUCGCCGCCCCACCAGAACCUCAUCAUCAUCCUGGAUGGGACUUCGGCUUCCAACAUGUCGGCGCUGCUGGAGUUCAUGUACAAGGGGGAAGUCCACGUGUCGCAGGACUGCCUCUCGAGUUUCCUCAAGGCUGCCGAAUGUCUGCAGGUGAAGGGCCUCAGCAUCGAGCACGAGAAGCUCGCCGUCGCCCAGAGCCACUCCAACAUGGACACGACCCUGGACUCGCCGACGUCCCGCAAGCACCUCAAGGUCCUCAAGGAAGAAAUGGAGACCUCAUCCAGCAACCACCACCAGUCGAGCCCGUCCCCCAGCUACUCGCCCGCGAUGUCCCCCUACAUGCACCCGCACCACUACCGGCAGUACGAGCAGCGCAUGCCGGCGACGGGCGCCGCCUUCGAGUCGGCGAUGAAGAGACCGCUGCGCAGCCCCAGCGAGACGCUCCACGAGUCCGUGAGGGCGUCGGUGCUGAGGGACGGCAGCAAGACGACGACGACGUCCGGGAGGCCGGGCUCGCCGGGCCACGGACCGCUCUCGCUGGCCUUCAGGCCGUCCUCGUCGUGCUCGCUGCCGCUGCAGCCGGAGGCGGACGCGCCCCCGGAGAACCGAUUCGACCCGGACCCCGCCACGGCGGUGGUGUGCCCGGAGAGCAACACGUCGGAGUGCUGCCAGGACACCGGCUGCGCCGAAGAUUUGAGGAUGAAAAUGGAGCCGGCCAUCCAGCAGGACGAGCCCCCCAACAGUACAAGCGGGACUAGCACGAGCAUCACAGGACUCAGCAAUAACGGUUCGGCUAAUGGCUCACUCGGUCAGAUAAACAAGUAUGAUCACGAUAGGGACAAGACGGAUCUGGUGCCGGCGUCGUUGUGGAACUCUGUCGCUGGGAAGCUCUCACACAAGAGCGGAACGGUGAAUACGCCUGAUGGAAAGAAAUUGAAGUGCCCUUUUUGCGAACGAUUGUACGGGUAUGAGACCAACUUGCGCGCUCACAUACGACAGCGGCACCAGGGGAUCCGGGUGCCGUGCCCCUUCUGUUCACGUACCUUCACCCGCAAUAACACAGUGAGGCGACACAUAGCCAGAGAACACAAGGCGGAACUGAGUCUGAAAGCGUUUCAGAACCAGCAGCAGGUACACAACCAUAACCCGUAAGCAAGCAGAGAACCCUAAUUGAAAAAGAAAAAAAAAGUUACAAAAAAAAACAAACCACAACUACCUGAUAUUUUUAAAUGUAAGGUGCACCCCGAGAGGCGGUAAAGCGUGAGAUCUGAUGUAAAUAUAAUAUAUUCUCUAUAGUCUGUACCGCCUAUCGGAUUCAUGACUCUUGUCUGUGUUGUUAUCUUAAAUAUGGUAUGUGUCAUUUUUUAUACUUUAGUUAAGGAGUACCAAGUGUAAGGAUAGAAACAAUACGAGCUGGUCUUGUUUUGUUUGUAAAAGUGAAACGUGCAAGUGCAUUGUUUAAAAUAAUGUUUAAGGCUUCAGAAGUUCUUCACUCAGGUUGUUAAUUUUAAGACCGAAGGAUAAGUUCAAUAUUCCCAAGAGCGUCGAAAAUUUGUCUCUAGGUCUCUAAGUAAGAGUUUUUAAUUUUCAAAAUUGGAAGUUUCAUUCGUUAGGGUUACUUUUCGUUGUACUUAUCAUAUAUUUUUUAAAGAAAAAUACUUACGUUACGGCGAUAGUUUUAAGUAUUAAUUAAGUGAAUUUUGUACGCCAGGGUGUAUGUGAAUAUUAACCGUCCUGGCUAUGCGGUUAUAACCGAUAACCCAGAAACUACCUCAUAACUUUAACGGCUGCCUCAGUUUCUUUACCAUUUUAGUAUCAGCUAGUCAUUUAGUGCAACACAUUAAAAUUUAGAAUUUAGUUCCAAUAAAAGCUCAGGUACGGUAGCGUUAAUUUGCCCCUCUCAUUUCAUCACAGUAACUAAGCUUUAAGAUAAUAAAUAGCUCAUUUCUUUUUUUUUUUUUUUUUAAUUUUUCGGUGAAUCCAAUUCACGUUAAUCGGGAUAAUAGAUAUAAAAUUUUGUAUAUAAUGUGAUCCAGUUACAGUUUUUAUUUAUUAUCCGUUGGCUCAAUUUGAUUGGUUGGUCGUUUUUUGAAAACAGAACCCUGAUUGUGUCACGCACUUUUUGUUUUUUGUCGGCCAGGGGUUUAUUGAAGGUAACAACAUGCCAUAAUUGCAUACAAUGAACCAAAUAGAUAUUAAUUAUAAGCUGUGCUCUUAAAGCUACUAGUCAUUAAAUCAAUAGCUCUUUCUACAUAACACUACCUCAACGUCUAUAUAUACUACAGUAUUUUUUCUUGUAUUACGGGUCUAUAUUUUCGUACAGUACUAUAUACAUACAUAUACACAAGUGGCUUUUCAGUUACAUCAACUACCUCAUGAAACAUGACAAUUCAUCGCUAAUUUAUUGUAUAUUUUUUUUUUUUUUUUUAAUUAAUUCGUAGGGAUAGUAGCAGUGUUAUGUUGUUCAUACGUUAUAACUGAAAGCUUUUACCACAGUACAAAAUUGCUAUUGGGUCGUCCACCGCAAAAAAGCGUCGUAGCAGAAAGCUGGCGCCCGAGAUCGUCGUAGGUUUUCGGGUCGGCGCGGUUUUGGGGUGGGGGUCGGUUGUCUCUUCGGCUUCGUCUGUUUUAUUUAGCAGCUUCAUUCCCAAUGCACUCAGUUACGUUUAAGGCUGUAAAUAUGCAUGCGAUUUAGAGUGGGUCCGGUGCGCGUAACCACCAUGAAGAAUCAGAGUUGUAAUUAUAUUUAUUGAAGGCGUUCUUCGUGGCGGUUGCGAGCCGAGCCCGCGCCCAAAUCUGAGGCAUUCAGGGUUCCAUUUUCGUGUUUUUAUAUAUGUAUAUGUUAUACCUUAGUCUUAAGCAUAAUUAAGUUAAUAUGUAUAUCCUUAUUCAGUUUUUUUUGUGAAUUUUAUUAAUUUGUUAACUGUCAAGAGUUGAUCGUCUCAACUAUAAAAAUCAAUCUUAUGAAGAAAAACCGGUUGAUAUGGUUUAGGCACAGUGAUUGGUGACGGAACUGAACAAACAAAAAUAGAACUAAGUGAACGGAUUUUUCGACUUUUAUAUCAAACUCUCGAUUGUUCACUGGGGACGUGCCAUUUUUUUCCCACUCAAUGUUUGAAUGUUUUGAUUUCCGACCGAUGAACAUGUCCUCGUGUAUUGUAACGGCUUUUAUAAAUUUGUGCUGUUCCUGAUGUCGCCGCCCCCGCGGCGGGUCGCAUCUGUUUUUUACAUGUUUACAUCUACUGUGUCAUAUUGUAUUAAUAGUGGCAAUGCAAUGUUAACGUGAUCGAUGUGAAUGUCGUUUUCUUCAUAAUUUCGCAAUAAUCUCAGGUAUUCGUUCAGGGAUUUUUUAAUUAAUGUUUUUUUCGUUCGUUUACUACAUACAUGCAUGUUAUUAUUUAUGAGGCGUGUGCAUGCGUUGUAUGACUGUUAUAUGUUAAAUCACAUUUCAUGGAUGUUACGGAUGUUGGAAACAAACCCACUUCUAACCACGGGUAUCGAUGCUGCUGAAUUUUUUUUCUACUUAGUUUGUUACUGUCCGUUUGUUUCCAACGUCGCCGCAUUAUUUGUAUAUAUUGGCACUCGAAUAAUGUUAAUAGUACGUUCAGAUAUUUGUUGCCUGUUAACUCAGUACAGAGGUCACACUUAACCACCACGUUACGUGACAGUACAAAGCAGAGAAAUAUAAUAUGGAAAAGUGAAACUACCUCAGACUAAUAAUGUAUUCCACUACUACUCCUUCGUUGAAAAUGUUAGUACAAACAAUGUAAUUAUAUUGUUUUAUAUGCGAACUUACCUAGGUGUUUAUGUACAACUCAGGAAUUAAACAAAAGUACAAAACGCAAGAAAUGAAAAUUUUAAUUAUGUAAUAGUAUUCAGGGAAUCACCGAAUCUCGUCAGAUAUAAUUAUGUAAAGUUGUAAUAGAUUGUUAUUGCAUACAUAUACCUAUUUAGACAUUCUAGGUAAGAGCUACUGUCAUAGAUUAAGGGAAUCGACGCGAUUUCUUUAGUCUCUGCAUGUAGUAGGUACAAACACGUGUAUCGUUUUUUCUGAUGAAUGAUGCUGUUGGAGAAUAUUAUUCAUAGUACCCGUACUAUAUGCUGUGACACUCACUAUAUAACUAACGCAACAGUUAUGUGUUCCUAGACGAUAACAUUACAUUGUCACACUGUUAAACUUAACACAAUGUAAUGUAAUGUGUACAGCCAUCACGAACCCACUCCUUGCAUUGGGAGUAUAAUUAUCAACUACUUAUUGUAUAUAAGUAAUUUAAAUGCAAGUAAUUGACUAUGUAUUCAUGUUCUGUUUUACUUAUUAAUUUUAAUAAACAAUUUGUCGUUUA